CUAAAAUUGAUAUUUCUGCUGUCUGUGAGUGUUUCAACGCAUCCUGGAUAGUCUCGUGAUCGAAAACCGACGUCAAACGAUGUUUUUACGCUUCGAUCGAAAAGUCCAAGAACAUUCCCGAGAUCGCAACCUCUCUCGAGACAGCUCGAAUCAUGCCCAGAGCCGUUUUUCCAGAAAUCAAUUCUCUCGUUUUUUAUUGCCCCUUUUGCGUAUUUCCGAGGGAAGAACAAAAUCAAAGAUAACCUCGUUGGAACGGAGAGACCGCGUUUGUAUAUUAAUUGAAAAAUUAAUUCCAAUUUAUAUCGGAGUCAGACUGCACAGCUUUAUUGCCCGUAAUAACCGUCGGGCCGUCACGAAUAUCGUAGCUAUAAUCUUGUUUCAUCCAAAUGAUAAUAAAUGUACGUAGCCCCCGCUACGACAACUUGAGUAUUUAGCGCUGUCAGCCUGAUGAGCUAUGCUCGAGUCUCUGAAUUCUAGUACUUCAUCACUCUUCUUGUACAAAAUAUUUGUACAUUUUCGAUGAUUUCGUAACGUUAAUUGUUCAUUGAUAUAUCGUGCUACUAACUGAAAAAAGUGUUUGCUAUGAACUAAAAAAAAAUAGACAUGGAGAAAGUGCGCCAAAAAAAUCCGCCGAAGCUGCCAUCUACUUGCGUGAGUGCGUAGCAAUUAGUUCUUGCGUCGAGCAACGUAAAUUUCUCUGCUUGAAUUUCAAGAAUUACAUCAAUCCACAAAGUUUGUACAAUUUCUACACACACCUACAGUUUCUUCCGCUCUCUGCUUAAUGUUCACGAGAAAUCCACGAAAAUUAGCGGAGUUUUGAUAAUUUAGACUUGAAGCGAAAAACCCGUGAACUUUGACGCUGAUGCGGGGAGCCUAGGAGUGGGGGUGGGGUGGCCAAAAAACGGUGGAGUGACGAAUCACUGCUUACAAUGCUUAAUGUGUAUCCUCUCGUGCUUAUUCACACACUGUUUCGCGGGCCUCGUCCCGUUUUGUCCUGCGGCUGCUGCUGCUGCUGCUGCUGCUCUUGGCUACUGAUGCCUCCCUCUUUCGCCUCCACCUGAGCUAACAUAAAUCGACGAGUGUACCGUAGAAGGGAGCCAGUACGCUGAGCGACUUUGAUCAACCGGCAACAAUCGCGCCUGGUGUUUAUCGCAAUCCAAGCUUAAUUCUGUCAUUCAUAAAAUUUCUAUUCGUUCAUUUCCCAUCAAAGGAAUCCGAAUAUUUGUUGGAAGUUGUACGAUCGUACGAGUUCUCAUCGUAAAAUUCAGUUUUCGUCGCGUACAACGGAUUGGUGGUUAAACAUUAAAUUUGGCGGGCUUCUACAGUUUUGUGAUAAAAUGUGAGCGAAUUUAACGAAAAGCUUGAAAUAAUACAAUACAUUUGAUUGAGUUGAGAAAUAAAAAUGUGCAAGUGAAUAAUUUUCAUAUUAAAUUAUAAGAAAAUUCAACGUGUUACAAUCGGGUCAAAAAGUUCAAUAAGUCAAACAAGUCCAUCAGUGUUCAGGCAGUCCUUCGAUCAUCAGUUCGUUGGUCUCGUCUUUUUGAAUAUUGAAACAUACGAUUUAAAAUCACAAUUGUCAUACUAAAUUUUUUUCUGAGUAACGAUGAUAUCGAUAACGAAUUUUAUCGAUCAAGUGCUUCGAACGUUAUCCGACUAUCGCAAGAGCAUUGAAAUGUGCGCUCAAUCGUUUUGAGAUAAAAAGCUCCCGCGUUUGUGACGAGUUUCGAGCGGAGUUUCAACUUGAGAUUUUUAAUUGUGACAUUAUUAAAAGGCCGAUCGGUAAAAGUGUUGGGGGAGGGAGAAAAGUGGUUGCUUCUUACUCGAAGCCUACUGUAUAAUUCGUGAUGGUUACGUGAAUGUAAAGUGAUGAUAAAAGUAAGGAAAAUCUUGAAUAGCGAGGAAAAAUGACAGACAGCAGGAAGUGUUUGUAGCGGGAGUGUGAUCAAGAAUCCAGAGAUCGAUUGCGAAAGAUUAAAAUUGAUAGUGCAAGCAGACAUCGCGCAUGUAUGCAUAGGUAUUCACACACUUAUAGGUGCGCGAUAGGAGGGACGCCCGCCAAGAUCUAUUCGCUCGGGAAGACGAGCGCGCACUGAAGUUCGAGGCGAACGACAGUAAAAGAGAGAUAAAGAGAAACAAACCGGUAUAGUUCUUCCCAGUUCUUCCGCGGUGUUGUAAACGACAGAACCACAGAAACGUUCGGGCGGUCGGGAGGGAAAGGGACGACGAAUCUUCGCGUACCUCGAGAGACGUGCUUCCGAACGGGAAUAACCCAAAAAAAAAAACUAUGAACCGUUGAUUAUGAAAUCGAGAUUUUCACAUUCGUGGGGACAAUCCGUCGAUAAAUUUCGUUCGAAAACGAUGAGGCGUUCUAAAGAAAUGAAGCGGAGAUUUUAUCCGUUGGAAAAACGACGUUCGGUAGCUUCGAUGUGUCGAAAGAAGUCUUUUCUCAUGCUCGGUGCUGCUUCGAGCGCGUCGUUAACGCUCUUCGUGUCGAUCGUCUGCUUUGCUGCGUUGACGAAAACAACCCUUGCUCUCACGACCCCAAAGCCCAACACCAUCGUACAAGUUUCUUUGAACGAGACGGUCCCCGAUAUCAGUUACCGGACAUUACCGAGGGUGGGAAAGUGUUGUGCGAUCGAUGAGGUCCUCGUGAAGGACGGAAAUGAAGAUUCAAAAUGCGUUUCGAUCGCGUCCCGGCUACGCUCCACGGACGACAACGAUUCGGACGUAUUUUCGCCGCUGUUCAGCGAUUUCAACCAAACGGGAGCACUCGCGCCGGGGGACAAAUACGAUCGGUUUCUCGCGAUCGUCGGCGACCCGUGUCGCUUUAAAAGGUACAUGCUGUCACCGAGCGAAUCGAGCGACGACGAGUAUUACCUGUUGCUGAACGGUUCGAUUUUCGCCCCUCGUCACAUGCCUUCGAUGUUAUCCCCAGGGACCGAUUAUUGUAUGGACAUUGUGCCAGGUCUUGGCACUGUAGCGCUCGUCUGCUUCGACCAAGAGAGCUCAAUAUUGACAGCGGACUCGAGAAUAACGUUUUACGCCUGCGGACUGUUAAUCUCGGUGCCAUUCUUGGUGCUGACCAUCGUGGCGUACUGCAUCACGCCGUGCCUCAUGGACGUUCAUGGAAAAGCUCUUUGUCAUUAUUGCGGCUGCUUGGCUGUCGCGUUCGCAACGCUGGCCAUCGCCCAACUUACGAGCAGCCACUUGUCCGAUCAAAUGUGCAUUUCUAUCGCAUUCGUGAUCCAAUUCUCAUUCGUCGCCUGUUUCUUCUGGCUGAACGUAAUGUGCAUCGAAACGUGGCUCCAAGUACGAAGACACGUUAAAGAGCCAGUGGACGAAAUCGACGGUGGAGCUGCCUUGAAUGGGAACGCCGGACUGCGCUCCUCCGAACGUGAAGCCAAAAAAUUAUUUUUCUACUACUCUCUUUGGGCUUGGAUUCCUCCGUUGAUCUUAAUCGUCUUGUCCAUGAUAAUGGAUUUGUCGCCCACGAUCCCAACCACAUACGUCAAACCUAAUUUCGGGGCUGAAAGCUGCUGGUUCCAAUCCGACCAAGAAGCGAUGCCAUACUUUUACGUUCCAGUCGGUUUGCUGGUUGUGGCAAACAUCGUACUCUUUACGAUGACAGCGAUAACAAUAACGCGUCACCAGCGUGAGUUGGAUCUACGACGGCUGGCGAGAAACCGUGACUCCGAUCGAGAGGAGCAACGCAUUUUCCGGCGUCUCAAGCGCGUAUUUUUGGUUUGUCUCGGUCUCUUCUUUCUAAUGGGAAUGAAUUGGGCGAUGGAAUUGAUAUCGUGGUGGGCUGGCGGCGAUCCGCUCGCGUGGUCCGCUUUCGAUUUAGUAAAUGCCCUUCAAGGUCUGCUCGUUUUUGGUAUUUUUGUGAUGAGGAAACCCGUUCGUACCAUCGUUUGGUAUCAGGUACAAAAAAUUCGUGGCAACAAUGUUACCGAGCCGGAUGUGAGCAGCGCCGAUCGUAGCUUAAUCGCUAUCCUAAACAGCGACACACUCUCGAGGCGGGUCGACUGUUGAGGAAAAAAUAGAAGAAUGUAUGGUAAAAUCAUGAGUUUCUGAUUGGGAAUUUCAUUCCAAGGAAAUAGCGUCACUCGGAGAUUCGGCAAAAAUUUGAAACAAAAACCUCUUGGGUACCCAUCAAUUCUCUAUACGAAGUUUUUUCCUCACGAGAAAUCCUCUGAACAAUCUUCCAGAAAAUCUAGGAUACUGAUCGUAUCCUCGAAAAUAUUAAUAAAACCGCCUUCGUCUGAGAGAAUCAAAGCCAAUAUCAAUGUGAAAAACCUUUGCCACUGUUAUUGUGAAUUUUGACGUUGGCUCACGAACGAAGAGUAGGCAGCCUUCAGAUUGUUGCCUGAUGGACAUGUUGUGAAAUUCUGAUGGUACGUUUUAUUCGGCUGAAAUUCCACGCACAUUUUCAAAACGAACAAAAACUGUACAAAAAUUGUUAACCUGCAAUGCCAAUGCUGUGGGACAACUCACAAAAAACGAGAAAAAAGUGUAUUUAUGUAUUCGAAAUAUGUGGUUAGUGGUUCGUCAUCGUGUCAUCGAAGGAAGAAAGGAAAGGAACGAGCAUUACUUUCUAGUCGAAAUCUUGAAUUCUUGAGGUUGUAUUAGAUUAUAGGGUCAUCCAUGAUCGGCGUUUCAUCAUAAGCAGAAUAUCGUAAUAUAACAGGAUAAAAAUAGUUUUUAAACGUAAUUUCUGAACUGCGUGUACCGUUGUUUCGAUUUAAUCGUCAUAAUGUCAUUAAUUAUGAAGACUGUAAUGCUUCCGAACAAAUUUAACUCUGACGAAAAAAAAUGAUUGCGUCAAUCCGGCCUCCAAUUUGACUAGGAAAUAAUCCACACGUUUCUUCAAACGAUUUCAAUUCUAAAGGAUUUGCUUAAAAAACAGUGUUUUGAAAGGAAGUGAAACUUUCAACGAUUGAAAAAAUUACUGAUUCCUCGAAAUAGCGAAUAAUAGGAGCAAGUAGUUGCGCAAAAUAAUUUGUAAAGAUAUCGCCAUUGUGCUCUCGAAGUACGAAAUAUUUGCACGUGGCAGAUUUUUCGCUAAUCACUCGAGAGUUGUGUAACCUUGCCGAUUGCGCAACGACCCGAGUGGGUUGUGCAAAUCGUCUUUCAAGUGCCUUUUAAUGUGCAGUCGUCUCACAAGAAAGAAACAAAAAAAAUGACUCAUAAAUUCGUAGAGGCGUUUCUGCCUAAUUUUAGCGUCUGCCGUGUGUUCCAGCGAAAACGUUUGACUUUCGUCUGCACGUAUGUGAAUUAUAUCAGAAGUGUGCAAAAACGAUUACGGACUGAGGCUUUUGGCUCAAGGCACGAAAGCCCAUUUUCGUUUCGACGCGAAAUGCCGUUGUUGCAUUCACGCUCUCAAAUAAAUUACGAAUGUUCUCGCGCGAAGACUGUUAAACAAUAAUUAAGUAUUAAAUUAUUACCUCGUAACUGUCCACGCGAAUCUUUGUCAUUUUUCUUCAAAGGCCAACUCUGUUUGUAUGAAAAUACUAUUAUUUUUCUUUUAUUCCACAGCCCAUUCGUACAAUUUCAUCUACAUCAAAUAUACACAUGUCUGCAUAUA
Venturia canescens is the source of this 5584-nucleotide messenger RNA. Its product is annotated as G-protein coupled receptor Mth2-like. Lineage: Eukaryota; Metazoa; Arthropoda; Insecta; Hymenoptera; Ichneumonidae. Gene Ontology annotation, molecular function: G protein-coupled receptor activity. Gene Ontology annotation, cellular component: membrane. The record is from RefSeq and is a predicted model, not a curated record. Gene Ontology annotation, biological process: G protein-coupled receptor signaling pathway; cell surface receptor signaling pathway. The coding region runs from base 2299 to 4032 and encodes 577 amino acids. The transcript has 6 exons.